Saxophila tyrrhenica is the source of this 1014-nucleotide messenger RNA. RefSeq lists its product as uncharacterized. The record is from RefSeq and is a predicted model, not a curated record. Lineage: Eukaryota; Fungi; Ascomycota; Dothideomycetes; Mycosphaerellales; Extremaceae. Bases 1 to 1014 code for a protein of 337 amino acids. The transcript has 2 exons.
AUGCCUGGAGAAUACAUGAAGCUGUGGCUCGCCGAGAACGAGUUCUUAUGCGUGAGAGAGGGGAGAGGGGGCACAUUUGCCUUCGGUCCUUCGUUGGAGAAUGGUCUUGUAGACAUCCACAUACCUGAAGGAGGGCUGAUAGGCCUCCAGUUCUGCCACACCUGCGUCGGUCUAUUUCUGCGACUGGACAAAGACCGCUCGUUCGUCGCUCACAUCAAUGGCUGGAGCUUAGCUGCACCACCACUCCCACACAACUUCAUCGAGGGAGCAGCAGCUGACCGAAUGCGCGAGGAAAUAUUUGGCACACUCCAGAUAGAGGCAAAGCAAAUGGAGUGGGACAUCGCGGAUGAGUACUUCGCCGAAACUGUUGUCGUGUGCUGCCCUCACCCAAGAUUGGCGUCCGAGGAUGGGAAGAAGAUGGAUGUUGCAGGAUCGUAUGUCAUAAAAGGACUCCGAGACUUCCUCCACGCGCAGGCGGAAACACUGCGCACAGCGGCCGAUGAGUGGUAUGAGGAGGCCGUUGAACUCGUCCAAGAGGCCGGAGCAAAAGUGGAGAACGAAGACUUGCGCAAAGAUGUGGCCAAAGCUGACUGUGAGUUGCAGCGAUCGAACCACCUAAGUAGCAGGGCCACCAGCCUCACCCAGAACGCACGUUUUGCGGUCCAAAGACAGCAACAUGGCUUCAUCAUUGAGCACAAGGACGGAGAAGUAGCGGUCGUGAAAGACAUCGCGGGCUAUCCCAUCACAGGUCCGGGAGGUCUCAGGCACGCCGAGGACCAUGGCGUUUACUGGCGGAGGGAGUUGGGGUGGGUCGAGGGUUUCAUCUCCCAGAAGUGGCAGUUCAGCGAUAAAGACGACCAAGAUUUUUAUGAGUCCAAGAGGCAGGAACUCAGCAGAAAAAACAUACCUGUCUGGCAAUUGACUGGGCGAACGAGUGAUGCUUCAGAGGAUUCCAUGAUUAUCGGCCUGAGCGACGAUGAAGACCUGAAAUGGGAGCCGCGAGGUCAGCAAUAG